AUGGCCAAUUUGAAAUGCAGCCACUUCUUCGUGGACUCGAACUUCGGAACUUCCAGCGGUCACUGGGUCUACAACUUCAGCAAGGCGCAAUUCUGUAUAAACAUGGGAAUCUUUGACAACAAGGUGUCGUCCGCACACUUGCCGCAGACCGGCAACUUCGCUGAUAACCAAGCACUCAUCGCCUUCUACUCGGACAGGAACUGCACUGGGAUCGUCCGCACGUGGCCAACGGUCGAGAGUAACUUCCCUACGAAUUUCGCGCUCAACGGAAUCGACAAGCAAAUCUCGUCCUUCAUGGUCUGGCAGACAAGCAACAAGGUCGAGGAAGUUGCUCCCGACUUGGGUAGUUAA
Molecule: messenger RNA, 351 nt
Organism: Phytophthora infestans T30-4
Lineage: Eukaryota; Oomycota; Peronosporomycetes; Peronosporales; Peronosporaceae
Exons: 2
Coding region: 1-351 (116 amino acids)
Source: RefSeq, a predicted model, not a curated record